This is a messenger RNA of Vitrella brassicaformis, 2521 nucleotides long. NCBI's taxonomy places the organism in Eukaryota, Vitrellaceae. The record is from the annotation of a GenBank genome assembly.
AGAUGAGAUUCAUCGAAUCGACAGGACAGCGUAUUUACACACCACAUGACAGUCAUGAGGUCUGGUCGCCUGGCUGUCAAUAAAUGCAGCGCAUCGUCACACAGUGGCACAGCGAACAAACUCGCUCAUUCAGCUCAUUCACUCGACCCUCAUCACUCCAUGGCAGCUUCACAAAUCAGUCCCCCCAUCAAAACCUUCGGUGUACCCCCCCAGCCACCUACCCACAUCACAUCGGUCAGUCAGUCAGUGGCCCCUCAGCCCUCGCCGCCGUCCCCAUUCUGUUUGGGCAUCUUGAGCAGCUCGCGAAUGAACGACCCCGACCGUGGCGGCGCCCCACCCACACCCACCGGCAAUGACCUGAAGAAGCAGAGAGACGGACAGUGGUGUGUUUGGGGUGUGUGAGGAUGGUCUUACGGUGCCGUCAUUUGGCGCAUGUCUUGCCGCCUUUGGAUGGCAUCCCUAGCACCAUCGGGCAGCCCCCUCUCUGCACAGACACCGAACCCACACACACAGACAGCCGCACAGUGUGUUCACAGGUGCGGCGAAUUUCAUUUCUCUCUCUCUCUUUCUCUCUCACCGAUUGCCUCGACACAGUCGCCCACAGGCUUCCCCUGCCGCAGUGCCUCGACCAGGUUGUCAUAGGCCUGCGAAUACUCCUGUCCACACAAACAGAACCAAACCACACACACGUCAUGCACUGAGCAGCCCUCUGUGGUGUGGUGUCACCGACCCUGCCACCCACCUUGAGCAGCAGCACGGCCUGCGUGACGGCCCAUCGGGCCUGCAGAGUGACGCGUGGCAGCGACCAGGGCGGAAAGAUGUCCCGACCAAGGAACAAGCGCUGCAGCAAGUGACAAGACACACACAUACAGAUGAGCACUCAGGUGGGUGUGAUGCCUCCUCUCUCUCCACUGACGGCGCCCAUGUCAUGAUCUCACCAGUGCGGCCUCGUCGCUCCUGCCGCCCUCUGCGUUGCCGAACUGCAGUGCCUCUGCGGCGAUGCCGGCCAUGGUGAUGAUGGACAGCCUGUCGAUGGUCUCACGCCUCAGCUGCCCGCGCAUCACCUCCUCCUUGAUCUCAGGCACGAAAAAGAUCGUACCUACACACACACAGAGAGAGAGAGGGAGAUACAAAUACAUCGUGCCCACCGUCUGUGUGCGGUUGUCUGUCUGACCUCCCUGUCCGGCGACGAGUGCCUUCUCUUUGAAGAGCUGCGGCACCGUCACGAUGCACCGCUGGAUUGGGGCCCCCAGCAGGUAGCCGAUGAGGAAGUGGCCCGCCUCAUGCUUGACAAUCCUCUCCUGGUAGGGGGGAAAGACCACCCGCGCGACGCUCUCCGACAGGACGGACCGGAAGAAGAGGGAAUCCACCAACACCACACCACACUGAUGGUGGGUGACACACAUCGAUGGAUGGGCGGCUAUGGUGUGUGUGUCAUGGGCUGUUUUCUCACCUCUAGAGGCACGAGAAUGUUAAGCGUCUCAGGGGGCAGCAGGGCGAUCUGCGCCAGGGCGAACGCCACACCGCUGAGACACACACGCAGACACACACCAUCCAGCGAAGUGAGACCCGUAGUGCUGUGCUUGUGGCUGCUGAUUCGGUCAUGACUUACGCGACGGACCAGAAGACCCCCGAGCCCUUAGGUGUGAGCUUGUCGAUGGUGAAGUUGGUGUACUUCUCGAUGUUGGCAUUCUGCAGCUCCACGUUGGUCUCCGCCUGGCCAGCCACCGGCCAGCACCCAGACGUCCCGCACAAGCCAUACCCCCUGACAAACACACAGACACAUGGUGGUUCCGGUCCACUCGCCUCUUGAUGCAUCUCUCUGGCUCACUUGAGGGCCCCCGCCUCGCUCAGUAUCCGAAACAAAUGAGAGAUGUCCGACUGCGCCGACUCCAGCGCCUGGAUCCCCCUGUCAUUGUAGACCGACAGCGAGUUGAGCAGCCGCUUCGCAACCACAUCACCGCCAGGCCCUGCCAGCCCGCCCGAUGACUCCAGCCGACUGCACACGUCCCUCAAGUCGCCCUUGGUGAUGCCUUCCUGACAGUCCUUAAGCAACGACUGCUGCUCCACAGACAGCCCGGCAUCGGUAUCGGUAGGCACUCGCAUAGCGAGGGUGCUGUGCCGCCUUGUCGGUGCCCUGUGGGCCGUGUGGAUGUGUCUGAGGGGAGCUGGCGGGACGAAGGAGGGGAGGGAGGGGGAUGCAUCGGCUGGCCACGCUGAGAUGCAAAGAUAGAGAACGACGGCCGCCAGCAGAGAAGCUGCGAGAGGGUGCCGUCUUCUGGUAUGCCUUUUGCGGGCAGCAUCAUGGCGCGUCGACUCGUUCGAGGUGCACUCAUGUGCACAUUGCCGCCGUCGUGGUGCAGACCGCUGCGAGAUCUGCAUGUCGCCUUUCUUGAGUAGAACUGGAGUCAGAGUCGCGCAGUUUCUUCAGUUUUUUCGAGAUCCUGCUGUAGUACAGCUCUUCAACAAUCAGGAUGUGUGUUUGUUGCCGGAGAGACAAAAAGGCGCGCGAUGGUCAAAG